Molecule: messenger RNA, 1881 nt
Organism: Oikopleura dioica
Lineage: Eukaryota; Metazoa; Chordata; Appendicularia; Copelata; Oikopleuridae
Source: the annotation of a GenBank genome assembly
AUGGUUGCAGCAGAUAUGGAAGUAAAAGAUGACUGUCCCUUCGAGAGCAGGUGUCCAGAUGGCUGUCCUUGUCCAGGAUACGAGUGCGUUGAAGAUAUACCGGACUUUUCUUUGGGUGUUCUCGAAAAACUAAAUGGGGAAAAGAACCUUCUGUUGGUUGAAGGAGAAAAUGCAGCACUUGGAACGGUCUACAAUCGACCUUUUCGGACAGUUCAUCGGAAUAACUUCUACUCGGAAAAUGUUGCGCUUAAACUCAACAAUCAUUUUAAUAUUUUUACGAUAACAAAACGAUACCCUUCAAGUGUUAUUUAUCUCUAUUCCUUUGAUGGAGUGGCUGGAUAUGCUGGUCAUGCUUGGUCAGAAACAAGGAAUUACUUUCCCUCUCAUUUUCGAGGAGAUUUCGGGGCUGGUGGCUUUGAUCAUCUUAUAACAGCAUUUCCUGACAUCGAAGGAAUCAUUUUUGCAACUCAAUACUGGCGGUCUUUUACACAAAAAACUCUUCGUGAAAACGCUCGAAAGAUUCAAAACAAGUCCAAGGCGAAAAAUGCCAUUCUCCUUAUUGGCGACGGGAUGGGAGUUCCAUCCGUGACCGCCGGACGAAUUUUGGACAACGGCGAGGCGCAUGUUUCUCAAAUGGACUCGUUGGACUAUUCUGGUUUGAUAAAAACGUACAAUGUCGAUCAGCAGACACCGGAUUCUGCUGGAACUGCUACUGCGUAUCUUUGCGGAGUCAAGGGAAGAGCGGGAACCCUUGGGGUGAAUGCGGCCGUGGCGCGUAGGGACUGCAGUAAUGUGAACGAAAAUCAGCUCGAGAGCGUUCUCGAAAAGGCGAAGAGAGCAGGGAAAUCAGUAGGAAUCGUAACUACAACUUACAUGCAGCAUGCUUCUCCAGGAGCUGCUUAUUCCAAAAUCGCGCAUCGAAGCUGGUACUCUGAUAAGAAAAUGGCUGAGGACUCAGAUCUUAUCAAUGGAGACUGCGAUGAUAUCUCCUUGCAACUCUACAAUGCAUCACCAAAUAUCGACGUCAUCUUUGGAGGAGGAAAGCGAUACUUGGAGGACCGAAACGACGGUAGAAAUUUCACGCAAGAUUGGAUUAAUGAUGAAAGCGUCAAUAUUGUUUUUGAUAAAGAUCAAUUAGAUCAAGUUGACCUCGAUGACGGAAGGAAACUCAUUGGCUUUUUUGCCAGCGGGCAUUUGGAGUAUGAUCUUGACCGUGUUUCGAAAACAAAUCAACCCUCUCUUGAAAAGAUGACAGAAAUUGCGAUCAAGAAGCUGAGCAAGAACCCAAACGGAUUCUAUCUUUUCGUCGAGGGUGGAAAAAUUGACCAUGGUCAUCAUAAAGCCUCUCCAUUUCUUGCGCUGCAUGAAUGGGUUGCCUUCGAUAGAGUCUCCGCUGAUCAUUCUCAUGUCUUCUCUUUUGGAGGCUACGCUCCUCGUGGAGCCAGUCUCUUCGGCCUUGGAGCGGAUUUUGUCGACACUUAUGACAACGAAUCUGUCUUUGUUAUCGGCUACGGAAACGGUCCGGGAUUUGACGACUACCUACAAACAAAUUCCAGCAGCCAAUGCGAACGGAAACCUCCUUCAACAAUGACGGCGGACUUCACUGUUGGAGUAGAUGGAAGAAUUCCAGAUAUUGAGCGAACAUGGCCAACAGCUCAGGAGACCGAUUCUGAAACGCAUGGUGGAGAAGAUGUGCCAAUUUUCGCGGCUGGUCCUUGGGCUCAUCUUCUUACAGGAGUAAACGAGCAGACUUUGGUUGCAGAGGUCGCUGAAUUUGCCAUGUGCGUCGGUAACUACCAGGAAGAAGAGCACUGUAAAUCUGAAGGGCAAAUUGCUCAAGCUUCCGUCCUUUGCUUCUUGAUUUUAUCUUAUUUCUAUUAA